GUGAAUUAUGAUGGAUUGUUAGGAACGAAAUAGCUUCGGAUAGCACUUGUGGCAUUACUAUACGUGCUCGAAUAUGUAAUUAAAUGUAACAUGAUUUAAUAACGUCAUUAAUGAAUGCAAAACCUUAUUUAUCAGCAAAGAAAUUUGAUAGCAUUGAUGUUUAAGACAAGACGACCAAAAUGGUUUCUACAGGAAAGCUCUUGUCAGCAGGAAUACUGUUUGUGAUCGGUAUUAUCAGUGGACUUGUGAUCCCAUUUCUAACUGUCAAAUGUCUCUUGAAGAGUUACAAGACGGCAGCUACAGGAUCUGUCUUUCGCCACAUCUUGGCCAUUCUGAACUGCUUUUCAGGUGGAGUAUUUCUCGCAACUUCACUUUUGGCACUCUUACCGAAUGCACAAAAGCAGAUGAACUUGGCGUUAAAUUCACCGAAAGAAUCCAUGGAUACCAUGUCGAUGCCAGGAAUGGAAAACAUGAAAAGAAUGUCAACAAUGUCUUACCCGAUGUCUGAGUUGCUAAUCGGCUUUGGAUUCUUGCUCAUUCUGUUUAUAGAGAGUAUUGCAGUGAUGUGCCAUCAGCAUCGACAUCGUAGGCAACACACAGAAUCAUUAGAAAAGAAGCCAAUUAUGACGACAGAAGAUGGUUGUCAUAAGUUUGCUUUAUAUCAAGCCACCCAAGCAGAUAAAACGCAAAACAAAGAAGCAAUGUCGGAUGCAAGUACAGAACAAAUAAGCGACGCCCAUAUGAUUGAUGAAGCCAGUAACGUUUCAUCAGAAGGAAUUACAAAUCUGCACAGCAUUGUGCUGCUAGUGGCCUUAUCAAUCCAUAUGGUCUUUGACGGACUCGAGCUGGGACUUCUACAAAGAGAUGAGGAUGUUUGGUCCGUUUUGUCCGCUCUUUCUCUUCAUAAAAUUCUGAUCUACUUCAGUAUGGGAAUCACGUUAUGUGAGAGUACAAGCACCUUUAAAUUUAUUGCAGCAAUGAUCUAUAUGUCCUUAGUUUCACCGAUUGGAGUCGGAUUAGGCAUUAUUGUCACAUCAAACGGCGAAACUGUUAUCAUGGCAACGGUAUCUGCGGUGUUGCAAAGCAUUGCAGUGGGAACAUUCCUGUAUGUGGCGAUCUUCGAGAUUCUGAUGAAGGAGUUUCAACCGGAUUCUUUUGGUAAUAGAGUAGUGAAGGCAGAGGCUGUGAUAAUCGGAUAUGCGUUAUUGUGUGCUGUAAUGUACACCAUGUAAUGCCUUAAUGUUUUAUACAGUAGAAACAGGUUACUGCCCCAACGUUUUGUAAUAUUUUUGUAAUAUAUUUGUAGGCUAAGAAAAAAACACGGCGAGGCUCGUCGAGCCGUUGUUUUAUUCGCGCCGAGUAUGAUAUGUUACAUAAACGAUAGGACAGUAACUUCUCUGUCUGUUUAUCUUUCUUCUACUUCCCCAUUGUUAAAGAUAGUUAUUAAGCUGCAUUUUAGCGGGAGUUAUGAUGAUGUUUGACGUGUUAAUACAAUGACGUAACGUGCACUUGCGCUUACUAUUUGUUAAAUAAUUUUUGCUGUUUUUGAUGCUUCUUUGUAUAAAAUAUACUACGUCUUGGUAAUUAAUGGUUUGAUUUGUUGAAUGUGAUUCUAUUUUAGCGAGUAAUAUGACAUACCUCCUAAUUUUGACCGAUGUAUAGAGAACAAGAGAUGUGUUUGUCAGAAACACAAUGCCCCUUACUGCGCCGCUUUGAAGCCAUAUAUUUGACCUUUGACCUUGAAGGAUGACCUUGACCUUUCACCAUUUAACAUGUGCAGCUCUAUGAGAUACACAUGCAUACCAAAUAUCAAGUUGCUAUCUUCAAUAUAAUUGCAAAAGUUAUGGGCAAUGUUAAAGUUUUCGGACGGACGGACAGACUGACUGACUGACGGACAGUUCAACUGCUAUAUGCCACCCUACCGGGGACAUAAAAACAGGUUUCGGCCUGAUAGUUUUGUAAUAUAUCAGGCGAUUCUAGAAUACAGUUAAUGGCGAACCACUGUAAUGUAAUGUACGCAAUUGCUUAACGUGAGUGACGUAUCUGACACUAUGUUGUAAUGCUAUCAAUGCCUAAAUGUGAGAUAGUCAUGUAUCUGAGACUGUGUUGUAGUAUAUGCCAUGCCUUAAUGUGAGAUAGUCAUGUAUAUGACACUGUGUUGUAAUGUGCGCCACGCCUUAAUGUGAGAUAGUCAUGUAUCUGCCACUGUGUUGUAAUGUGCGCAACGCCUUAAUGUCAGAUAGUCACGUAUCUGACACUGUGUUGUAAUGUAUGCCAUGCCUAAAUGUGAGAUAGUCAUGUAUCUGCCACUGUGUUGUUAUGUGCACCAUGCCUUAAUGUGAGAUAGUCAUGUAUCUGCCACUAUGUUGAAAUGUAUGACAUGCCUAAAUGUGAGAUAGUCAUGUAUCUGCCAUUGUGUUGUAAUGUAUGACAUGCCUAAAUGAGAGAUAGUCAGGUAUAUGUCACUGUGUUGUAAUGUGUGCCACGCCUUAAUGUGGAAUAGUCAUGUAUCUGAUCUGUGUUGUAAUGUGCGCCACGCCUUAAUGUGAGAUACUCAUGUAUCUGCCACUGUGUUUUAAUGAACGCCUCGCCUUUAAGGGGCCUUUUUCACGUUCUGGUAAAUUGACAAAAUAAAAAAGUUGUUUCAGAUUCGCAAAUUUUCGUUUUAGUUAUGAUAUUUGUGAGGAAAUAGUACUAAUGAACAUUAACCAUGCUCUAAAAUAUCCAUUAUUUGUAUCUUUUGACGAUUUGAAAACCUGAAAAUUAUAAAGCGUUGCAACGCGAAACGAUUGAAUAAUUCGGAAAGUUCUGUUGUUCUCGUUAUAUUUUGCGAAACUACGAGGAUUGCUUAUAUGAAGUAAAAAUUACAUCUUCUCAUACAAUGAGCAUGGAUGGCCGAGUGGUCUAAGCAGAAGACAUUUUACUUCAGGACUUCAGGGGUCAGUGGUUCGAGUCCUGUUGCAGGUUACUUUUUGCUUUUUUAAAUUGUAUUCUUGUU
This is a messenger RNA of Dreissena polymorpha, 2998 nucleotides long. Its product is annotated as zinc transporter ZIP3-like. Gene Ontology annotation, cellular component: plasma membrane. NCBI's taxonomy places the organism in Eukaryota, Metazoa, Mollusca, Bivalvia, Myida, Dreissenidae. Gene Ontology annotation, molecular function: zinc ion transmembrane transporter activity. The record is from RefSeq and is a predicted model, not a curated record. Gene Ontology annotation, biological process: zinc ion transmembrane transport. The coding region runs from base 180 to 1232 and encodes 350 amino acids. The transcript has a single exon.